CCCGUGCCAAUCACAGCCGCGUGUGCCCUGUGUGGUUCCUGUUGUCCGGUUCAGCCGGUGAGGUGAGGAUGACAGGAUGUUCGCGGAACGACAGCGACAACAUGAAGCUCGAAUUGGCCGAAACCCGUGCCAAUCACAGCCGCGUGUGCCCUGUGUGGUUCCUGUUGUCCGGUUCAGCCGGUGAGGUGAGGAUGACAGGAUGUUUGCGGAACGACAGCGACAACAUGAAGCUCGAACACCUGGAAUGUAAAAACUAAAAAAAAAACAAGAGUCCGAAUUCAACCAUGAAACUCGUCACCGUGGCCUUUUACGGGUUCGCUGUGGGGCUUCUGGCGGUCGGCCUGCGGGAGUUGCUGACGGGCUUCGAGGAGAACCGAUGCAGCAUGACCUACAUGUUUGAGGACCCGGAGUACCGGCGUGUGGCUCUGCCUCGCCGGGUGGCCCGGCUGUACCCGGCGUACGGCCUCUACCUGUACGGGGAGGGCCUGUACGCCCAGGAGACCCAAGCGCUCAAACUCACCGGCGCCCCUGUGCUCUUCCUGCCUGGAAACGCAGGCAGCCACAAACAAGCUCGCUCCCUGGGCUCGGUGGCCUUGAGGAAGGCGGAGAAUAUGGAGGGCGGCCUCCACUUCAACGUGUUCACCGUGGACUUCAACGAGGAGCUGGUGGCGCUGUACGGCGGCAGCCUGCUGCGCCAGACGCACUUCCUGCACGAGAGCAUCAGGGCCAUCCUGAUGCUCUACAAGCACCUGAAGAGCCCGCCUCAGAGUGUGGUGCUUGUUGGUCACUCCAUGGGCGGAGUGGUGGCCCGGGCGCUCUUCACGCUGCCCCGGUUCAACACCAACCUGGUCAACCUCAUCAUCACCCAGGCCUCGCCCCACCUGGCCCCGGUGCUGGCCCUGGACCCGUACCUGCUGGAUUUCUACUCGGCAGUGAGGCACAAGUGGGUGAACCAGGCGGAAAAGCUCAGGAAUGUCACGGUUCUGUCCGUCGGGGGCGGUUACCGUGACUACCAGGUGCGCUCCGGCCUGACGUCCCUGCCUUGCACCCCAAGAGACCCCAAUAAGUUGUCCCUCGUGGCAACUGCCGUUCCCAGGACCUGGGUGUCCACUGACCAUCUGUCCAUCGUCUGGUGCAAAGAGCUCGUCCUCGCUACCGUCAGGGCGUUCUUCGACCUCCUCGAUCCUGAAACCAGACAGUUCACAGUGAACCCAGAGAAGAAAUUGGCUGUCCUAAAGCACCACUUCAUCAGACACCCGGUCUGGAUGCCGGGAGAAACCCAAGACUCCUCCAUCUCCAUCUUAGAUGCUCCUGCCGCAUGGAGUAAGGUUAACACCCUGCGUCUGGCUUACAGCACACCGAAGGAAGGACAGGUCAAAUACUUCCAGUUCGCCCUGUCCAGUCGCAGGACGGCCUACAGCCACUUCUACUGCCGGAGCAACAACCUGGAGAUGACGAGCUGGGUGUACGGCUGCAUGCACAAGGACGGUUCUUCGUGUGUGCGUGCGGUGGACCUGUCCAUGGGAACGGAGCUGCUGCCGCCCUACAAGAUCCUGAUCCUGAGUCUCAGUGACUUGUCUGCAGUCACUCAUCUGGUUGUUUCGGCCUCCAACCUCAACGGCAAUCAGUUCACGGUGGAAUGCGAGUGGCAGAGACAAGAAUCCCAGACUCAGUCCGUCCCGGUGCCGCAUGUCCUGUCCUUUGGUUUGACUGCCGGCGAUGUUUCGGUCAACUCCUCUGGACUUCUGCACAUCAUCCAGCUGCAGCACUUCCACCAGGUUUAUCAGGCUUUCAGAAUUAGUGUCGCAAGCCAGUGCAAAGUAAAUAAAGAUCGGCUGCCCGGCGUGUACAGGGUACAUGUGCCGUGGUUUCGAGAGGACUCUUUGACCACAGCCAGUGUGCCGUCAGUGACGGAGAUCUCAGGGAUGCUCCACACAAGUCGUCCAGACAACACCUCAGCUGUGCUCCUUCAGCUCCACACUGCCCCCAACUGCCAGUACAAGGUGUCCGUCAGGACGUCAUUACCCAGGGUGCUGGGACAGAUCCUACGGUUCUGUGGUCCCAUGGUGCCGGUGUACACGGCUGUAACGCUGCUCCAGGCCUGCGGGGGGCAGCUGUCAUCCAUCCUGAAGUCCGGGCGAGCCGCACAAAUGAGCGAGGUGGUGGCUAAAGGCCUGCAGCCUCAUAAAGUCAAUCUGCCCGUGUAUACUCUGCACAUUUUACUCGGCUGCAGUUGGUUUCAAGAGGUCUGGUCAUUUCUUUACCUGCCCCCUAUGGACGCCCUCCCCCCAGCCCACCCUGAUAACGGGUCUCUGGAGGGUCCAGCGUCGGUGGAAGAGUGGCCCCUCCUCCUGUCCCCUCUCCUUUACAUCUUGGGGGCAGCCGUGGCCUACUGGGGCAGCGCACUGUUCCGGCUCCUCAUGCGACUCAUCUCUCUGCUAUUGGCUCCGUUCCACAGACCAUCCGUCUCCAGAGACUGCGGCACCCUGCAGCUCCGGACCCAGCUCCUCAUCACGCUGUGCCUGACUGUCACGGGGGCGGUGUCCUGCGGGGCGCUGGCCAUCUUCGCUGCCUUUCUGCUCCACCUUUACCGGUUACUGAGGCUGCAGAUGACGGAUAGAUCCCUGAGUCACAUGUUGAAUCUGGCCCCCCGGAAGCACACCGACGCCGAGAACGGCAGCGCGGUCGCUGAGGAGUCCCCGAGCCAGCCCACCGAAUGCACCGGCGCCCCCCUGCUGUCUGAGUGUGCUCUGCAGGAGGUGAGGGACGACCUGCAGCUCCACCUCUGCCUCUCGGCGCUCCUCGCGCUCCCCGUCAUGCUCGUCACGCCCUCGCUGCUCCACUGGCUAUGCAACCUCAGGUAUUCUGCCCAGCUGGAUCCUGACCCCUGCUGGCCCUGCAGCGUGCCGCUCGUCAUCGUGUUCAUCCUGCUGAUUAACUGCAACACUUUGAAACUCGGCACCAGUAAACUCCUGCCUCUGGCGUCCUGCCUCCCCCUGCCCAUGUCCGUCGCCAUGGUGACCUUCUCUCCGCUCCACCUCUACAGAGUGGCCUACUUCCUGCUGGCGGCGCUCGUCCCUCUGGCCUUGUGCUGCCUGCUCUGACGCCGUCGGUCCCGUCUCAGUCCGCAGCUCGACCGCCGUAACAAGCCUUUCUCUAAAUCACACCCCCGAACCCGCCGCCGCGGAGCCGCAGACGUACACAGCUUGGGGAACGGUGCGCUCGAUGUUGGCACUAAAAGCUCCUUGGCAAUUACAAACAAUGUUUUUUUGGAACGAGAGGAUGCAACGGCCUCGGACCGUUUGACGUGAAUACGGCUCUGAAGGACUGACCUGAAACCUAUUUGCCUUACUCUGUAUCUCUAGAGCCUUCAAGGAGGAGCAGCUACCCCACAACCAGUGAAGCUCCUGAUACCAGAGAUCCUUAGCAGGGUGUUACUUUUCAAAUGACUUUUGUUUCUCCCUUUGUUGUUGUUGUGGUCUCCAGUGUUGUUGUUCACUGCCCUGUGAGCUCCUCCUGCUUCGACUCCUCGCCGCGCGUUGUCUUUACCCUGUGACCGACACACAGCCGGUGGCAGGGGCGCACACUCGCUCCACGAGGACACGCCCACAGUUACCAUGUUUGCAUUCUGCCGGGUUCACCUUUUUGAUACGGAGCAAUGAGCUCUAAUCUGUUAGAAGAAGAAGAAAAAGAAGAUGAAGAACAAAGAGGAGGAGGAGGUUAUGAUCUGCUCCAUGUUCUCUAAACACGACGCCGUAGUGACGGGGUGGCCGGGCUGCGGGCCGCAUGCAUCCCGGUGUGGCACGUCAAUUUGUAUCUUGGUUAGUUUUAGUUUUUGUUCUCGUGGAUCCGCCUUGCUGGAGGAGGGCUGCGCUGACUGGCUGGAAGCUUCGCUAGCAUGACGGAUUAUUUUUGAUACAUUACAUUUAUACAACCACAACAACAGAAACAAAUCUGUAAACAAAAAAAUAUGAGGUCAAGUAAUUUGAGCUUUAUUCGAACACCUCAAGAGGAGUUUUGAAUGCAACUCCUGCGAGGCCACGCCUUCUCCUGAGGCCACGCCAGGGACACAGCGACUGUUAAAUGAGCAGCAUGCUCAGGGCGUCUCUAAAAACAUGCACCCGAUAGUCUUCUGGUCAGAAAUAAUAGCGAUUUUUAUUUAUUUAUUUUCACUGAAGAAUUAGAAGCCAAAUAAGCAUUUUUUCAUAAUUCUGAAACUCCUACAUUGGCGUCUUGCCAAAGCCUCGUUCUCUCCAUCAAAAAGGACCCCCCCCCCCCUCAUGGGUGGGGGCGUGACAUUGUCCGAUAGCUGGGAGAAGUCGUGUUCCUACGCGUCACGAUGACGUCCGUGCUCGUAACGCGUAAACAUCCAUCGCGACGUGUCGACCCCUUUGAGACGCGUCGCGGUUUAUUGUUUUUAGCGGCGUUGAGUCGCAGCGUGCCGGCCGCACACAGGUGUGCACAGGUGAAAUAUGAUCAAGCCCAAAGUUAACGAGGUGAUUUAGGAGAUAUAACUAUGCUAAAGAGAGCAGCCGGCUCCAGGGAACGGGGCGAGGAGCCGAUGGUCAACGUGUUACGGUCGGGUCCCUGGGGGUCAUCACCACGCUCUCCGGUGACUCUGGUGCAGCCGGAUUCAUGUUCAGUGGAGGAUUAUGGGAUGUCUGAUUAUUGCAGCAGAUCCUCAGGAUGUCAAGCUUUGAAACAAAAAUGUUUUGCUUCAGUUGAUGUGUCUUGUGUUUGAUAGUUAUUGGUUUAUUGAUUAUUGAGGCACUGAUCCUCGCUGCAGGUGUACAGGACCUGGGACCAAGGACACCACCGUAUGUCUUACUUUUGCUUUUAAAGACCUUUUCAUAACGGACGGAUCACAAAACAUCUGGUCUGGGUUUUAUUGUAUAAUCGUGAUGCCAAAUAUGUGGGUUAUUUCAUGUCCCUUGAGAUGAUGGAGAAGAAGUUUCGAGCGACACGGUACUUGAUAAGAACACAAAGUUUAUUCUAUAAGGUACGUGCCGAAGACAGACAUCUAGAAUGACUGGAAACUUUCAGGGUCCGGAUGAGAAAGUUCAAUGGUUUAUCAUCUUGUCACGGGUUAUAUAGACAGAGGAAAGAGGAGGCGUCAUGUUCGAAUCUAUGGGCUGGCGAUGGUUUCAAGCGGGCUUCUAGCCCCCCCUACUAUGAUCUCAUGCUACCUAAUGUAAACCAUCUGGUCCAGCUCUAAGCAAUGGUAUUCUAUACCAUGGACACCUUGUGGGCCUCUGGAAUCUUUAAGAGCUGUAAUGCAAAAUACACGACAUAUACCUCCCUUCGAGAGUUAAUAAACUCUCGACAACAAACAAACAACCAAUGCAAACAUACAGGUGUAUUAUCAUGACAAAAAUACCACCCCGUCCUACAGUAAAGUUCUAACAUUACUGUGACUGUAUGAAGUGUAACAGUGGUGUAAAAUGAAGUAUUUAUAUGUGAAAUUGAAAAACCUGU
Pseudoliparis swirei is the source of this 5475-nucleotide messenger RNA. It is a transcript of the gene pgap1, whose product is annotated as post-GPI attachment to proteins inositol deacylase 1. The record is from RefSeq and is a predicted model, not a curated record. The transcript is spliced from 26 exons. Bases 285 to 3104 code for a protein of 939 amino acids. Gene Ontology annotation, cellular component: endoplasmic reticulum. Gene Ontology annotation, molecular function: phosphatidylinositol deacylase activity. NCBI's taxonomy places the organism in Eukaryota, Metazoa, Chordata, Actinopteri, Perciformes, Liparidae. Gene Ontology annotation, biological process: endoplasmic reticulum to Golgi vesicle-mediated transport; GPI anchor metabolic process.